Molecule: messenger RNA, 3624 nt
Organism: Haliotis rubra (blacklip abalone)
Lineage: Eukaryota; Metazoa; Mollusca; Gastropoda; Lepetellida; Haliotidae
Product: glycine receptor subunit alpha-2-like
Exons: 12
Coding region: 1-2160 (719 amino acids)
Biological process (GO): nervous system process; regulation of membrane potential; chemical synaptic transmission
Cellular component (GO): neuron projection; membrane; synapse
Molecular function (GO): extracellular ligand-gated monoatomic ion channel activity; neurotransmitter receptor activity; transmembrane signaling receptor activity
Source: RefSeq, a predicted model, not a curated record
AUGAACUUGCCCAGCUACACAACAGAUGGAGAAAUAACGGAAGUUCUACAUUCGUUUGGAGUAUAUGAAGUUGACACCAUCCGCAGACGAAAAAUUCCUGGUACUAACUGGGAAGAUGGAACCAGGUGCAAACGUAAACCUAAGGACUGCAACUGCUUUGGCUAUGAUGAUAUGUCUGAAGAAAAUGAUGAUAAUUGUCAAGGUGGUGAUUAUGAAAAUGAGGAUGACAUGAGUGACAUGGAGGCGGAUGCGACACUAGCCAAGUGGCCAGUUCUUCAGGAGCUGGAAGAAGAAGGCGAAGAAGAAGAAGAGGAAGAAAGGAUUGUGACAACCACUGAGCAGGACAUUGAAGAAUUGGUAGAAGAUGUUUCUGUGUCACAGUUGGACAAAGAAACACAUGACUUUGUCUUUGACAUUUUACUAGAAACAAUUGAUAGAAGCAUUCAUGUUGUGGUGUGUGACGGGGAGAUCAUCCUUGAUCAGGGUGUCAGUGCAGUGAGACAGGAGGUCAUGUUGGUCAGGGGUGUCCAGUGUACUGAGACAGGAGGUCAUGUUGAUCAGGGGUGUCAGUUUAGUGAAACAGGAGGUCAUGUUGGUCAGGAGCGUCAGUGUAGUGAAACAGGAGGUCAUGUUGAUCAGACCAGUUCCGCCCAAGAUCGCCCGAGAUGCGGCCGUCUAAAAGUUACAACCCAAGCCCAGGAUGCUACAUCCCGGCUGAUCACUUGCAUGGAGACAGCACAGCGCAUCCCUGUGAUCACAGGCUGGCAGCCAAUUAGCUCCGUCUCUUCUAAACAUACCGCGGUAAAGGCGAUCGAUCACCUGUCUCCCACAGUGCAGGUGCGACGAGGAAGCGAGAGACGGCUCUUCGUCAUAACCUACCUGACAAUGUUUAGGAUAGUACCGUUCAUCGUUCUCUCUGUCGCAAGAGUAACCUAUUCAACCAACGACACCUCGGUUCGGUAUCUGCUGACUCGCCUGCUUGAUGCCUCCGUGUAUGAUCCGACCAUCAGACCACAAGUGACCCCAGGGUCACCGACAAAGGUGGACAUCGACGUGCUGAUGACGUCACUGGGGCCGCUAAAUGACUCUGACAUGGAUUUCUACACCACGUUAUUUCUGCGCCAAGAGUGGAGGGACCCGCGUCUCUCCUUUGACAGUUUCAACACCAGCAUCGUUGUCAGUCACAAACGUCUUUCACAGUUGUGGGUGCCAGACCUCUUCUUUCCUCAAGCCAAGGAGGAACGCAGUCACGACCUAACGACGCCCAACGUCCUCAUACGCCUGUCUCCUGAUGGCAGCAUACUCUACAGUCACAGGCUCACCCUCCGACUUCGAUGUUUAAUGGCUCUGGAAAACUUCCCUCUUGACGUGCAGAGGUGUAAGAUACAGAUUGAAAGUUACGGACACACGCUGGAGGAUUUGCAGCUCGAGUGGUCCACGUCACGUGCGACGGUUGACGUACUUCCGGAAGCCUAUCUCCCAGACUUCCAAGUUGUCGGGGUCAACACCACUUCCUGCAGCACGGGAUACGCUACAGGUGCGUUCCCUUGCAUCUACGCAGAACUUACUUUGAGGAGGGAGAUCGGCUUUUAUAUGAUCCAAACGUAUAUACCUACGAUGCUUAUCGUCAUGUUAUCGUGGGCCUCGUUUUGGAUCGACCAUGAAGCAGUUCCGGCGCGCAUCUCUGUCGGCCUACUCACUGUACUUACGAUCACUACGCAGAGUUCCGGGGCCCUCUCACAGCUCCCUAAAGUUCCAUACGUCAAGUCCAUCGACGUAUGGAUGUCCACGUGCCUCAUAUUUGUGUUCGCGUCAUACAUGGAGUACGCAGUGGCAGCCGUCCUCACACGGAGAUACAAGAAAGCCAUGAUACUCUUGCAAAGCCAUAAAUCAACUGAGCCGAAAGUGAGUACAAUAUCUAGCAGAACAAGAUCCUCAGAUGUGAAAGAAAAUGGCGUCAGUGUCAUUAAAACGGAUGCUGACAAGGAAUCCUCCGAUGAAUCCCCCACGUCUAGGGACAGAGUCAGGUUACCAUUCAUGUGUCGGCAAGAUUACGGCAGGAGAUUAGAGAAGAUUUCAAGAUUCCUUUUUCCAGUAUCAUUCAUCAUAUUCAACAUCGGCUAUUGGACAUCAUACAUCAUCAUGUCAUUACGCUCAUGAAACUGACUGAAAGACUUUUCUACCAAUGUGACUGUUAGUUGCUUCAGAUUUAGCUGGUAUUAUCCAGCAUAUCGGGCAAAGGUUCCUGUACAAAUCUGAAUUACCCUGUACCAAUGGAAUUACAACAAUCGAUUCUACAUUUGCAUGGCAUACUAUCGAACGGGCUGGUUUUGUUUGUGUCUGAUAAACGUAACAACGAUAGUAACUGGCUCCAACACAUCAUUAGAUAUGAGCAAAACAGGUUGGUGAAAGUCGAGAACUUAACAAGGAUGACAUAACAAAAUAGGUAAAUCUGUAAGUAAUGUAUGUUCAUUUGUACUGUACACUUUCUAUUGUCAGAGACUGCAACAGAGACUAUUUUCCGAUAUCUUCACACGAAUAUUUCAUUGUAUUUUUGUCUCUGUUCGAAAUGUGCAAUAACUUCCUAUCUGUAUGUCUUAUCGUCUUUCCUCUAGGCCCCAAAGGGUUGUUCCAGCCUUCACGUUUACUUUCCUGAAAGAACAAUAUUACCUGAAGGGUUCUAGAACGCAAGUAUGAAUUGUCUUAUUCUCAUUUUGUGUAAAAAUGUAGAAUUCUAGUAUAAUGUUCUUUAAUGACCAAUCCAAGACGUGCCCGAUUGAUGUAUACGAACAAUAUGUAGUGUAAAUAUUACAAUAUAUUGAGAUUUUACACAACUUCAACCACAUCAAGGAGAAUACACUCAACCAGUGAACAUUACUAGUAUUUGAUAAGGGCUUUCAUGGACUUAUGGAAGUGUACUGAGUAAGAAUGAUCUAAGAAAACUGGUGUUACGUUUCCCAAAACUUGCUUCGGUCCAGCGUCACGCGUUCACAACAUCCUCUGUGUAUCACUCAAUGCAACCAGUGAAGAUACCAGGUGUCAACUUUCAUUCAUCGUUCAUCCUGUGAGGAAGUGGGAUUCGUAUUACAGUGGCAUCUCGGCAUUCUGAACCUUUGUAGACCGAAACCCUGGAGGCCAGUAAGACAAGGACAUUGCCAACAGUCCAUGCUUAGUAAUCUGGACAUUUGUUAAUACACGUUGUUUUACUAGGGGCAGUACAGUCCUGGUUAUCGAGGAUUCAAGGUUUAAUGAUUUGACAUGUGAUUUACAUAAGUAACACAUGUACGUUUCUUGUAUACUUUGAACUUACUAUACAUCGAGGAAGAGUUUAACUUUAUAAGAAAAUGAAACCUAACUGGUUCAGGACCGCACCAUGAUUUUUCUGAAACACUUUAGAUGGUAUGACAAUCAAAGGAAGUUUGAAGCAGUUUGUACUUUAAAUGAAAUUGCAUUCCUGUGCCGUAGUGUGUAAGUGUACAGUAUUCCUCGUGGUGCCUACUGUGCCUUUAUAUAACAUCACGACUUUUAUUCCACGAACUGCCACGUGUAACUGCUCUCCUCUUGGUCCAUGGUAUUGUACUGUGUGAUUCAUUCACAGUAUUUUGGUCAAUAAAAAUGUUUUGA